Messenger RNA from Ochotona princeps (American pika), 921 nucleotides. Its product is annotated as olfactory receptor 51B2-like. Bases 1 to 921 code for a protein of 306 amino acids. Gene Ontology annotation, biological process: G protein-coupled receptor signaling pathway. NCBI's taxonomy places the organism in Eukaryota, Metazoa, Chordata, Mammalia, Lagomorpha, Ochotonidae. Gene Ontology annotation, molecular function: G protein-coupled receptor activity; olfactory receptor activity. Gene Ontology annotation, cellular component: membrane. The transcript has a single exon. The record is from RefSeq and is a predicted model, not a curated record.
AUGUGGUUCAACGUGAGUUCAGCACCCUUCCUACUGACUGGCUUCCCAGGCCUGGAGGCAGCUCACCACUGGAUCUCCAUCCCCUUUUUCGCCAUCUACAUCUCUGUGCUCCUUGGCAACACUUUGCUCCUCUACCUAAUCAAAGAUGACCACAGUCUCCAUGAACCCAUGUACUACUUCCUGGCCAUGCUGGCUGCAACAGACCUCAUGGUGACACUCACUACGAUGCCCACUGUGAUGGGUGUGUUGUGGUUGAAUCGCAGGGUGAUGAGUCACGGGGCCUGCUUCUUGCAGGCCUACUUCAUUCACUCUCUUUCCAUUGUAGAAUCUGGUGUCUUGCUUGCCAUGGCCUAUGACCGUUAUAUUGCCAUCUGCACCCCUCUAAGGUACAACUCUAUCCUUACUCACUUCCAGGUGAUGAAGAUAGGACUAGGGGUAAUAAUGAGGGGCUUUUUAUCCCUUGUGCCCCCAAUUACACCACUCUUUUGGUUUCCAUACUGCCGUUCUCAUGUUCUUUCCCAUGCCUUUUGCCUCCACCAAGAUGUCAUGAAACUUGCCUGUGCAGAUAUUACAUUUAAUCGCAUAUACCCAAUUGUUCUGGUUGCUUUGACCUUUUUCCUGGAUGUUUCUGUUAUUGUCUUUUCCUAUAUCCUAAUCCUUAAGACAGUUAUGGGCAUUGCUUCCAGAGAGGAGCGAGCCAAGGCCCUCAACACAUGUGUCUCCCAUAUUAGCUGUGUCCUGGUAUUUUAUAUCACUGUCAUUGGUCUGACCUUCAUCCACAGGUUUGGGAAACAUGCACCUCAUGUGGUCCACAUCAUCAUGAGCUAUGUCUACUUUCUCUUUCCUCCUUUCAUGAACCCUAUCAUAUACAGCAUCAAAACCAAGCAGAUUCAGAGGAGCAUAAUUAGCCUAUUUUCUUGA